AAGUACAAUAAUUUAAAAUUUUAAUGCAAUUUUUUUAAUAGAAGCUAUAAUUUGAGAGAUGUCUCCUUUUAAUCAUUUUUAUCGUUUAAGUAAUAUUUUUAUAGGAUCUUACAAGAACGUUUUGCAUAAAAGAACGAAUCCGUUUAAUUUAACACAAGUAUGCAACUACACACGAAAGUCAGCUGAGCAAAUGCUUGGUAUCGAUAAACCAAAAAGGCCUCUAACGCCGUUUUUUAAGUUCAUGGCACAAAUGAGGCCUGCAUUGCUGGCGAAAAAUCCAGGAAUGACUUCUAAAGAAGCUAUUACUUGGAGCUCGAAGCAUUGGCAAGAGUUGGAUGCAGAAACAAAAUCUCAGAUGGUCAAAGAGUAUGAGAAAGAUAUGGAGGACUACAAGAAAAUAAAAAAGCUGUAUGAAAGUUCCCUGAGUGAAGAUCAAAAGGAGGAGAUCAAAAGAGUAAAAGAAGAGAUAGCUGCUGCCAGGGAAAAAAGAAAAUUGAAAGCAGAAUUCAAAGAAAUGGGACGGCCAAAAAAACCUAUGUCCUCCUAUUUUCUAUUCAUGCAAUCCAGAAAGGAUUCCUUCCAAGGUAACAAUGUCAAGGAGUACCAGGAGAAAGUCAGAACAGAUUGGCAAAAACUCUCGGACAAUGAGCGGCAGAAAUUUGAGAAGCAAGCUCAAGACCUAAUGAAUAAAUAUAAGAAAGAGAUAGAAGCAUGGGAGGUUAAGAUGAUAUCAAUUGGGCGCGGGGAUUUGGUAAGAGAAAAAUCUUCCAAGCCAAAGAAGUCAAAGACCGUUAAAGAACAAUAGGGACUCGGGUGCUCUGAUGAUACAACUGAUACAAAAACAAGCUUGAAAGAUGACAAGUUGUCUAAUGAGAAAUGUAGACUGCAAGACAAUAUCGACCAGACAUCAGUUAAACAUCAGAGCACGAGUGAAAAGACUCCAAAGUCAGAGAAACCAGCAAAUACCUCGCCAAAAUCAGAUGAUAGUAAGACUAUUUUCAAUAGUAUUAAGAGUUUCUUUAAACUUUAGUUCUGCUUUUUGUCUCAUCAGCUAGUUAUCACUGUACAUUUUAUCAUUUUCAUAGUAUAGUUAUAAGACAAAUAAAUGCCAUGCUGUUUAUUA
Molecule: messenger RNA, 1123 nt
Organism: Aricia agestis (brown argus)
Lineage: Eukaryota; Metazoa; Arthropoda; Insecta; Lepidoptera; Lycaenidae
Gene: TFAM
Product: transcription factor A, mitochondrial
Exons: 5
Coding region: 59-805 (248 amino acids)
Molecular function (GO): transcription cis-regulatory region binding
Source: RefSeq, a predicted model, not a curated record